CGACAAUGCGCAUGUGCAGAAGCUUCGACACGUGGUUGGUGUAAACCACGCAUGCAGACUGAAGCAGCGUUUCAGAAAUGGCGGCCGGGGAUGGCUUUUCUUCGCUGCAGCUCCCUUGCGUUUUUUCACCAAAAUCACGGCAAUACCUCGCAGUGUGUGCCCAGGACGGCAGACUUCGCAUUUGGAACACAGACAGUAAAACACUUCACCAAGAAUACGUACCUUCAGCUCAUUUGAGUGCCACUUGUACAUGCAUACACUGGGGACCAUGCCGGACAGUGAAGGAGGGACCUCAGAGGAAGAAGAGGAAAUCAGAGGUGGGGCAGAUGGAGGAGAAGGCAGACCUGUUGGCGAUGGGCACGGCAGCAGGAUCAGUGCUCAUUUACAGUACAGCUAAGGGAGCGCUGCAGUGUACCCUGGAUGGAGGCCAUAGUGGAGGAGUGAAUUGUGUCCAUUGGCACCCUGAAGACAGUUUAUUGUAUAGUGGCUCAGAUGAUACAAAUAUUGUGGAGUGGGACCUGCAGACAGGCAAGACACGGAGUAAAUGGAAGGCAGACCGUGCUGCAGUGACCAGUUUGUGUGUGAGUCCAGAUGGUAAAUUGCUGCUUUCAGCCGGACAGACCAUCAAGAUGUGGGACUUGGACACCAAGGAAGUUUACAGAAAAUUUACCGGCCACUCCACAGCUGUGACAACCCUGUGCUUUGCCACAACGCGGCCCCCUGAGACCGGUGGCCUCUAUAUUCUGUCUGGUGCUGCUCACGAUCGACUGCUCAGUGUUUGGCAAGUACGUGAAGAUGGAAAGGACAAAAACGCUGUUGUGUCAUUCACACUCACAGAUGAACCUAAACACAUCGAUCUCGUCACAUCUAAAAGCAAGGAAGAGGCCGUGAGGUUCACAGUGGUGUGUAAAGAUGGACAGAUGCAUCUUUUUGAGCACUUUCUAAAUGGUCCCUGUAAGAAGCCUCUGUUACCUACGUGCACGGUGCAGAUGUCUGACACCCAAGACUCCCCAAUGCCAAUCCCCCUCCUCUCUGCUACCCUGGGUCCUGAUGCGCGAACUGUGAUGCUCGCUUAUGGCAACUAUCUACAGCCUGUAAUGGAAAAAGUGGAUAUCAACACAGAAGAAAGAGACAUCUGUUUGACUCGCAAUGUUCAGACUGCACUGUCCCUUUCAAUCGCUUCUACAGUUUCCAAGGUGAAAACCCCAAUUGUCAAUGCUAAAAGCACAGUGCUGGUCCCCGGGCUUCCUGGUCAUCAAGCCCCACUUAAGGGAACUUUACUGGCAACAGAAAAAAGGAAAAAAGACUCGGACACAAAAGAGAUGUCAAUUGCUGAGCGACUUGGAGAAAUUGUUCUUCAGUCUGCCACUUCAACUGUGAAGGGAAGGCCAAAGGGGAGGCCCUCUUUAGAGAUGGACAAUUUUGCCGUACUUCUGGUGCAGGGGCUUGAGAGCAGCGACUGCAAUAUCCUAAAUAAAGUUUUUCAAACGCAUAAAGAUAUAUUGAUAAAGAAAACUGUUGCCCGGUUACCCCUGCCAGCAGUUUUACCACUGAUGGAAGAGAUAACCAGGAGGCUCCAAGGGCACCCUUAUUCGGCUUUUCUAAUGGUUCGGUGGCUCAAAGCGGUCCUCUUACACCACACGUCAUACCUGUCAUCAUUGCCUGACCUGGUUUCCCAACUGGGAGUGCUUUAUCACAUGAUUGAGAGCAGAGUGAAGAUGUUCCACAAGCUGACCAAGUUAAAUGGAAAACUGUCCCUCCUUGUUAUACAGGAGGCGACAGGGACUAAACGCAACAUUGCAUCUGAGGUUGACCACAAGGCCAAGUUGGUGUACGAAGAGGAAUCUUCGGAUGAAGAUGAGUCCUCUGGGGAUGAAGGGCGUCCUGAUGAAGACUCUGAUAACUGGGAGGAAGAAGCAAUGGGCGAUCAGAAGGAAGAGCAAAUGGACGAGGAUGAGGAGGAUCCCAAAGGCAGGACAGAUUCCAAAGCAAACGGAGAGGAAGACAUGGAGCGUGGAAACGGGAGUGAAGAAGAAUGACGACAAGUAAUACAAAAUGGACCUGAAAGAGUUAUAUAUACUUUCAUUUUAUUUUCUUGCAUUUGAUUUUAUUAUGAGAACAAAAUAUGGUUUUACAAAAUCAAGGAACACAUUGGAAAUGAAACAGUUUGGCUUCUGCCUUGUCAGCUGUUCUGCCAUCGAUGGUGAACCUCUGAGGAAAAGACUCAUGCUGAGGAGGAAGUGGAAGGGGGCAGACUGUGACUCUGAAUUAUAAUGCAAGUUGUCAGUUUUAGCCUGUAUCCCAGUUCUUCAUGACCAGAUGAGUUUGCAUUGAUAAUGACUCAAAACAAUUAUUUGGAGAUUUUUUUCCAAUUUAGAGUCUAUAUUUCAAAUGUGGUCAUCUCUUCAAUAGACAAUAUUGUGCUGCUGUACAGCAGACUGGUUGGUAUCUUCUGAUUGGUUGACAAUUCCUAACGUAUGUCGCCUAAAUUGCGCAUGGUUCUUGUACAGAAUACAGCUCAUGGACGUGCUCAGUGAGACCAUACAAAAUGUCCCAACACACAAUGUAAAUCUUUAUGUACAGUGAAGUGUUUGUAUGAGCUCUUCUCUCUACACGUAUCACCCUGAAGUCCCUGGGAUUAAACCAACUCCUGUAAGUAA
This is a messenger RNA of Entelurus aequoreus (snake pipefish), 2660 nucleotides long. RefSeq names its product WD repeat domain 43 (gene wdr43). The record is from RefSeq and is a predicted model, not a curated record. The transcript is spliced from 18 exons. Gene Ontology annotation, cellular component: nucleolus. Bases 78 to 2039 code for a protein of 653 amino acids. NCBI's taxonomy places the organism in Eukaryota, Metazoa, Chordata, Actinopteri, Syngnathiformes, Syngnathidae. Gene Ontology annotation, molecular function: protein binding. Gene Ontology annotation, biological process: maturation of SSU-rRNA from tricistronic rRNA transcript (SSU-rRNA, 5.8S rRNA, LSU-rRNA).